This is a messenger RNA of Plutella xylostella (diamondback moth), 1071 nucleotides long. RefSeq lists its product as uncharacterized. The record is from RefSeq and is a predicted model, not a curated record. NCBI's taxonomy places the organism in Eukaryota, Metazoa, Arthropoda, Insecta, Lepidoptera, Plutellidae.
CAGCUCAAAAUACCUCUUUCUCAGAAUAAUGAAGUUCUUAAUCUGUGGUAUGAUUCUGUUCAUAGAGUAACUUCUGAUUAUGUUGUAUCUGUCAAUGUCAACUGUCAAAACUAACCAAUAUUUUUUGCAAAAUAAACAAAACUAAAAGAAAACUUUAGAAAUAUUAGAAAACAGAGACUCACUUUUUACUUGACUAUUAUAAACAGUGAUAAAUAAAAGGGAACAGAUUUUUAUACGCCCAAUAUAACUGUUUCCCAUGUCAGAUAACGAUUCCAUUACUGAUGACAGUGAAAACGAAAGGAGCUCCGAAGCGAGCAGCAGACAACCAACUGCGGCUCCGGAGGGAUGGAGCAAAGAAGAGAAAUUCAGAUUGCUACAAGCCAUAAAGGCAUUUGGCUCCUCCAACAUUUCCUUUGUAACAGAUCAUGUAGACACUAAAACCCUAGAGGAAGUCACACAAGCUAUAGAGUUCUACAAAAAAAAGGCCAAUGCAGCCCGACCAAGACAUCUACUUUCCAAGGCAAGGCCAAAUACAGCAUUUGCUAAAACUCAGCAGCUGCCCCUGUCAAGCUGGGCCAACCUGCUCACUGAGAAUAUUGAGUUUGGAAACCUUCAAAAUGAAACAGCAACAGCAUUUCGUCUGAUAGCUGAGUUUGAGAGUAUUCCAAAAGCUAAUGAAACAUGCAAUAUUAGCUUCAGGGAGCUGUAUCAAUUAGUAGCCAAUGCUCUUGACGGCAAAUCUUUACAGGGAAAUGAUCUCAUUCAGAGUGUAAUUGAAAAGAGUCUUAUAGAAACAGCUUUGUUCAGUAAAUCUUUUAUGAGAAAUAGCACCUUUAACCUGGUCACUUCUGCAAUGACUAUAUCUGAUGCUGAGUUCCACAACUUCCCGCGGUUUACUAAAGAUGAUGACCUCACAAACAUCAGACAUCUUAGUGCACAAAGAGCCUAUAAUCCUUUUGGUAUUAGUGAACAAUAUCUGAAGCCUGAAUCUAUAAAUAAAUAAAUAUCUGAAUUACAAUACACUGAAAAACUUAAGGUAUACAUUAAAACAAUAAAAGGUAUGUGAAAAUA